AUGCCCAUCUACUCGACCCAAAUCGUCCGCCUGGACGGUCUGAUGCUGGCUGCCUCCAUCGAGAACUCUCCACACGAUGACACCAUCUCGAACCUGAAGAACCAACAGCGAACGCUCGUUCGCAAGAUGAACAACACCUCUGAACCACGAGCUGCCAUUGAGUCGGGCGAAUACAAACUUCACUACUAUCGUCACGAAGACCUUAUCUUCUUCGCCAUCACCGAACGUUCUUUCCCCAAGGAGCUUGCCGCCAUGUAUCUUGACGACGUCUCGGCAGAGUUCUUGAGCACCCACAGAGAUACCGAAUACCGUUCGCCUGCAUUGCGCCCGUACGCCUUCAACGACUUCGACACCUUCAUGCAGCGCACGAAAAAGUCAUACGAGAAUCCGAGAGCCUCCAACAACCUCGACAAGGUGCAAGCUCAACUCAAAGAGACGACUCAGAUCAUGUCCAAGAACCUGGAAGACUUGCUCUACCGUGGUGACAGCCUGGAUAGAAUGGGUCAGAUGAGUUCCGAUCUGAGGGAAUCCAGCAAAAAGUACAAGCGUGCCGCUGUGAGAAUUAACUGGGAGUUGCUAUUGAAGCAGUACGGUCCCUUUGCCGCUCUCGGCGCCAUCAUCUUGUUCUUCAUCAUCUGGCGCUUUUGGUAA
This is a messenger RNA of Aureobasidium namibiae CBS 147.97, 651 nucleotides long. Its product is annotated as protein transporter SEC22. Gene Ontology annotation, biological process: retrograde vesicle-mediated transport, Golgi to endoplasmic reticulum; vesicle fusion with Golgi apparatus; endoplasmic reticulum to Golgi vesicle-mediated transport. The coding region runs from base 1 to 651 and encodes 216 amino acids. The transcript has 4 exons. Gene Ontology annotation, cellular component: SNARE complex; ER to Golgi transport vesicle membrane; Golgi membrane. Gene Ontology annotation, molecular function: SNAP receptor activity. NCBI's taxonomy places the organism in Eukaryota, Fungi, Ascomycota, Dothideomycetes, Dothideales, Saccotheciaceae. The record is from RefSeq and is a predicted model, not a curated record.